CUUAUUUCACGGACGUACUCAUCGUCACUGCGUUUGAAAUGGCAGUUACUCUUCACACAGAUUUAGGAGACAUCAAAAUUGAAUUAUUUUGUGAACGUGCACCGAAAUCGUGCGAGAACUUCCUCGCUCUGUGUGCCAGCGGCUUCUACAAAGGCUGCAUCUUCCACCGCAACAUUAAAGGCUUCAUGGUGCAAACUGGAGACCCAACAGGCACUGGCAAAGGAGGCACGAGUAUAUGGGGACGCAAGUUUGAAGAUGAGUUCAGCGAACAUUUAAAACACAAUGUUAGAGGAGUGGUCUCCAUGGCAAACAAUGGUCCUAACACAAACGGAUCUCAGUUUUUCUUUACUUAUGCCAAACAGCCACAUCUGGACAUGAAGUACACUGUGUUUGGAAAGAUCAUCGAUGGCUUAGAAUCGCUGGAUGAGUUGGAGAAACUUCCUGUGCACGAAAAGACGUUCCGACCAUUGACUGAAACUCGGAUUAAAGAUGUAACCAUUCAUGCCAACCCUUUUGCCGGAUAGAUUGAAGAUUUGACCAAAAAGCUUUCUGGACAUGGAAAACAUCUCUCAAGUGUAAAAAAAAACAAACAAACAAGGAGCUGUUUAGUUUAAAAAAAAAAAAAAAAAAAAAAAGCAGUAAAGUGGUGUUCUCCACAUUCAUUUUUAUUGAUCAUUUGAAAAUGCGUCAAUGUUUUGUAUUGAAUAAAAUGUUUGUCAUCAAUCUGCCUUUUUAAAAUUAAAUUACACUGUUUCAGUUCA
This is a messenger RNA of Dunckerocampus dactyliophorus (ringed pipefish), 761 nucleotides long. RefSeq names its product peptidylprolyl isomerase (cyclophilin)-like 3 (gene ppil3). The transcript has 6 exons. The record is from RefSeq and is a predicted model, not a curated record. The coding region runs from base 39 to 524 and encodes 161 amino acids. Lineage: Eukaryota; Metazoa; Chordata; Actinopteri; Syngnathiformes; Syngnathidae. Gene Ontology annotation, biological process: protein folding; protein peptidyl-prolyl isomerization. Gene Ontology annotation, cellular component: catalytic step 2 spliceosome. Gene Ontology annotation, molecular function: peptidyl-prolyl cis-trans isomerase activity.